CCAAUGACGUGUUUCAAAUAAUCCAUAUUGGACACAACAUGGAUUAAAAGUCUUACGAGGUUUUUAUAAUUUGAAAUAUAAAGCCGAUUUUCAAAUUCUGUAUAAAAAUGUACAUCCGGGAUAAUCACAACAUGGCGGAGCAUUGACGCUGCUUACUUUGCAGAACUCGAUAGAGUAUAGCGGGCAGGGCACCCUAAAACCCAAUGCCUCCCCUCUUUCAGAUCUGGAUUGCCGCCAAAUUGCCUACCAGAAAAAAGGAUCCCCACCAAACCAGUAAACUACAAUAUUUGAUUUUAUUGUUGUAACGCAUGCACGAGAGCCUCUGAAUGAAAUGGCUCCAUUGAAAUCGCUGCAGCGUGAGUUUCCAAUUAUCGACUGCAAUUUUCAGCAGUUUUGUGCUUCUCACGGCAUUUAUUCAGUGGAAGACUUUCUUGUUCAUGACCUCUAUUCAUUAGUUGCUUCUGCAGAACAACAGUCUUCUUCAGAGGAAUUGAGGGAGGGAAUUAGUCAAGUUAUCUCUAUCAUAGGAAGUCAGCAUCAGCCAUGGUCAAAUGGUGUGGAGUUGUUGGGAGAUGCUCAAAAGAAUAAGCAUGUCCUGCCAACUGGUUGUGAAGGGAUUGAUAUGCUUCUACAAGGUGGAUUACGUGUGGGUCAUGUAACGGAACUAGUUGGGCCAUCACCUUCUGGUAAAACACAAGUUUGCCUACAGGCUGCUUCAAAUGUUGCAGUCAAGUUCAUGGGUGUUGUUAUGUUCUUAGAUACAUGCAACUCCUUUUCACCUAGGCGCAUGGCAUGCUUUAUCAAUCAACACUUCAACACACCUGUUGAGGAGGUGACACAAAAAGGUCUUAAAAGAGUUAUGAGCAGCAUAUUAUGCCAAUCUGUGUUUGACAUUUUCUCCCUCUUGGAUGUGUUACGUCAACUAGAACUCAAAUUGCAAUUUCAGGUAAAUACUGGAGAUUGUAAGUUGCGGUUGCUUAUUAUCGACUCCAUCUCAUCCCUCAUAACCCCAAUUCUUGGUGGCAAUGGUGCACAUGGACAUUCUUUGAUGAUAUUUACUGGAUUUUUGCUAAAGAAAUUAGCACAUGAAUACAAUAUUUCUGUACUGGAUGCUCCACCUCCUUCUGCUGAGGACUUUCUCGUCUUCUUUCGCAAGCGGUUACGUGCUCUAGCCCCUGCACCUGCAACUCUCCUUCCUUUUGGUUCAGAUCAUCAUCCUACCACUGCUCCUGUGACAAAUCACAUGGUGUGUGGUGAAGGAGGCAUCUUAAAGCCUGCCCUCGGAGAGAGUUGGAAGAGCAUUCCACACGUGCGGCUGCUGCUUUCCCAUGAUCGUAGGAGCAAUUCAUACAAUAUAUCCAUACUCAAGCACCCAGUCAUGGUCUCUGGCAGAGCUGCGAGCUUUACAGUUUAUGGCUGAUGGUAGUGAUGUGCAUUUUGGUCAAGACAGCAUAUAUGUGGACUUCAUAAGCUUCUUUUUUUUUUUGAAAAUUUAUAUGUUAAAUCAUGGUUAUAUAUUGUAAAAGGUGUAUUAAAAGGAUGGAAUUCAGAGUUUGCAUAGCAGAGGGCAUAAAAUGUUAGAAAUAAAUAAUAGCAUUAACUAAGAUAUUUGCUUAAGGAGAAUUGGUACUUAUACGGCUAAAUUGGAUGGGUGGGUUUGUUAUUGAAUUCCGAUUCCAGACCCUUAGUCCGUCUGCUGAAACACCGUCGACUUGUUUGCAUGCCUCGGACCCAUUUCUCUCAUUGGAUAGGGCCGUUCGCUGAGUUAACUUAUGAGCUAUCUAUCUGCCUUAAGGCUUUAUUUUUAAGCAUCUUCAUCAA
This is a messenger RNA of Nelumbo nucifera (sacred lotus), 1821 nucleotides long. RefSeq names its product DNA repair RAD51-like protein (gene RAD51D). Gene Ontology annotation, molecular function: single-stranded DNA binding; four-way junction DNA binding; ATP-dependent DNA damage sensor activity. The record is from RefSeq and is a predicted model, not a curated record. NCBI's taxonomy places the organism in Eukaryota, Viridiplantae, Streptophyta, Magnoliopsida, Proteales, Nelumbonaceae. Gene Ontology annotation, cellular component: microtubule organizing center; replication fork; Rad51B-Rad51C-Rad51D-XRCC2 complex. Gene Ontology annotation, biological process: double-strand break repair via homologous recombination; telomere maintenance; reciprocal meiotic recombination.